AUGGUGUCAAGAGUCCUCUUCUGGACCGGCUUCGGCAUUGCCACCCGCGCAUGGCAACUCGGACUGGAGAUGAGACCAAUGCUGAAUAAAGAGUCAUUAUGGGUGUACCCCAUCUUCGCGGCGACUGGUGCGAGCUUUGGCUACUGGCUGCAAACUGUCGACGAAAGGCAGACGUCAAUUCUAAACGAGAGGAAAGCGGCAAUUCUCGAGAAGCGAGCAAGGAGGGCACAGCGCGAGGCGGAGGCUACUAGCUAA
Messenger RNA from Phaeoacremonium minimum UCRPA7, 255 nucleotides. RefSeq names its product putative nadh-ubiquinone oxidoreductase 14 kda protein. Bases 1 to 255 code for a protein of 84 amino acids. Lineage: Eukaryota; Fungi; Ascomycota; Sordariomycetes; Togniniales; Togniniaceae. The record is from RefSeq and is a predicted model, not a curated record. The transcript has 2 exons.